AUGAGAAAAUGUGUAGAAUGUCUGCCAAAAUACGUCAAGUUCCAUUUUAUCCCACCGCCGGCCAGUGGGCUUCCUCUUACUACCAUAUUUGUUAGUGAGUGGAAACUCCAAGCGGAUGCUUCACAUUUAAACAUUCGGUGAAAUAUCUGUCUCGUCGUUCUAUCUGUGGAUUCACUUUGCACAUUUUUAAUACGUCUUUCAACAGGUUAUUUCUGUCCUCUGUGAAGCACACGCCGAGAGGACAGAGGGAUUUAACAUCUUAAUCACUGGAAAAUUGAAGAAAUGGCUGAUGCAGAAGUCAACCCCAAGGCCUACCCUCUGGCUGAUGCCACACUGAGCAAAACCAUCCUGGACCUUGUGCAGCAAGCUGCCAAUUACAAGCAGCUCCGCAAAGGGGCCAAUGAAGCCACUAAAACACUUAACCGCGGUAUUGCUGAGUUCAUCGUGAUGGCUGCAGACGCAGAGCCCCUGGAGAUCAUCCUCCACCUGCCACUGCUCUGCGAGGACAAGAACGUGCCCUAUGUGUUUGUGCGCUCCAAGCAGGCCCUGGGACGCGCCUGCGGGGUCUCACGCCCAGUCAUUGCCACUUCGGUCACCAUCAAGGAGGGCUCGCAGCUCAAGCCCCAGAUCCAGUCUACCCAGAUGGCCAUUGAGAGACUGCUGGUGUGAGCAGAGAGCUCAGGAUGGGGGUUGUAGGGUUAACGAUGGGACGGGCUAUGAUUUAAUGUUGUCCUGCUUUGUUUCAUGUUCUGUCAGACUCAUGUAUAGAAGAUUCUAUUUUGUAAGGCUGUGUCCAUUUUGAAAUGUUGGGACAGAAUAGGUAUAUCUGAAGCGUUGGAACAAAAAUGGCUUAACUUGUUUUUAACAUUGUUGUAAAUGUGGCAAUUAUAUAUAAAGAGAAUACGGGAUGUCAAACUAAGCAUAGAAUCAUACUUAGCUUUCCUUAUGUUGACUGUUUUCCUUCAUUUGGUGUGGUCAAAGGUGGCCAUGUUCAUUCCAGUAUUUGUAGUGUUUCAUUUGGGAAACAUUCCUACAUAGGUUUUAAAUUAUAAUUUGAUUAAAUACAUUGUCACUGUGUAAGUGAUUGUGUAAUUAUGGAA
This is a messenger RNA of Salmo salar (Atlantic salmon), 1100 nucleotides long. RefSeq names its product NHP2-like protein 1. Gene Ontology annotation, biological process: ribosome biogenesis. Gene Ontology annotation, molecular function: RNA binding. Gene Ontology annotation, cellular component: ribonucleoprotein complex; nucleolus. The record is from RefSeq and is a predicted model, not a curated record. NCBI's taxonomy places the organism in Eukaryota, Metazoa, Chordata, Actinopteri, Salmoniformes, Salmonidae.